UCUUGCAUAUAUUAUGUUGUUUAGGGUUCAUACCCCAUAAAGAAGCAAUCUUUUCUCUUGGUUUUUCUCUUAACACUAUCUUUUAUUUCUUGAUUGUUUCAAAUAUAAUAACACUCAUCAAGUCAAUAUUUUCAAGAAAUUAAGUGAAACUUUGAGAGAUCAAAGAAAAUAUGUUGGAAACAAUCUCUAGCAAUGAUUUUGUUCAAAACAACCUAGUUGUUCUUGAAUCUGAUAAUCCUCCACUUGUAAAAAAGAAGAGAAAUCUUCCGGGAAAUCCAGAUCCUGAAGCAGAAGUGAUAGCUUUAUCACCAAAAACUCUAAUGGCAACAAAUAGAUUCUUAUGUGAAAUAUGCGGAAAAGGCUUUCAAAGAGAUCAAAAUCUACAACUUCAUCGUCGAGGACAUAAUCUUCCAUGGAAACUCAAGCAGAGAACCAGUAAAGAAAUACGAAAACGAGUCUACGUUUGCCCGGAAAAGACGUGUGUUCAUCAUCAUCCAUCUCGAGCUCUCGGUGACCUAACCGGUAUAAAAAAGCAUUUUUGCAGAAAACACGGCGAGAAGAAAUGGAAGUGCGAGAAAUGUUCGAAGAGAUAUGCUGUUCAGUCUGAUUGGAAAGCUCACUCCAAAACUUGUGGCACUCGGGAGUAUAAAUGUGACUGUGGAACCCUAUUUUCGCGGAGGGACAGCUUUAUAACUCAUAGGGCAUUUUGUGAUGCAUUAGCAGAAGAAACAGCAAGAAUAAAUGCAGCAUCAAACCUAAAUGGAUUAGCCAACAUAAACAAUACUUUCAACUAUCAUCUUAUGGGUGCACCAAACAUGGCACAACAUUUCUCUUCAAUUUUCAAGCCAAUUAUCUCAACAAACCCUAAUGACCAACCAAUGGACCAAACCAGAAAAGGUUUAUCUUUCUGGUUGAACCAACCACAUGAGCCAAUAACCCAAGAAACUCAUUACCAAUUCGGGUUAACAGGUUCAUCCGGUUCAAUCUUUCAUCAUGAACCACUAAAUAACAUUUCAUGUUCAAACCCUCCCCCAUCAUCAGAUUAUCAUCAAAACUGGCCUAUUUUUGGUGGUAAUAAUACUAAAAAUAAUCAACAAGUAAGUGUUCCUUCUUUAUAUAGUACUCAACAACCGUCCUCAUCGCAAUCUCACCAAACAUGUAUUAUGUCUGCUACGGCUUUACUUCAAAAAGCCGCGCAAAUCGGAGCGACUUCAACUGAUCCAUCGUUUCUUGAAAGUUUUGGAUUGAAAAGCAGCAGUAAUAUUCAAAUUCAAGAUCAAGAAAAUAAUAACAAGUUUUGUGGAUUAAUGUAUGGUUUAAAUAGUACUAGUUUUGCAAGUGAUCAUCAUCAUCAUGUGGAGAAAAAUAACGGUUUGUCUAGUUUGAAUCAGUUGGAAAUGUAUUCAUCAUCGGAAUCAGCUGCUAAACGGCAAAAAGUGGUGCAUGAUCAUCAAGAUUGUAGUGCAGCUGGUGGUGGAGGAGGAGGAGGAGGGCAAACUAGAGAUUUUCUUGGUGUUGGUGUACAACAAGCUAUAAGUCACCAAUCUUCUAUCAAUGGAUGGAUUUGAAUCAUACAUGAAAUAUUGGAAAUAUUUAAUUUCGUUAGUUGCAAUUCUUUUUCACUA
This is a messenger RNA of Mercurialis annua (annual mercury), 1625 nucleotides long. Its product is annotated as zinc finger protein NUTCRACKER. The record is from RefSeq and is a predicted model, not a curated record. The transcript is spliced from 3 exons. Gene Ontology annotation, cellular component: nucleus. Gene Ontology annotation, molecular function: DNA-binding transcription factor activity. Lineage: Eukaryota; Viridiplantae; Streptophyta; Magnoliopsida; Malpighiales; Euphorbiaceae. Bases 171 to 1568 code for a protein of 465 amino acids.